Messenger RNA from Branchiostoma floridae (Florida lancelet), 1125 nucleotides. Its product is annotated as frizzled-2-like. The transcript is spliced from 6 exons. The record is from RefSeq and is a predicted model, not a curated record. Bases 358 to 987 code for a protein of 209 amino acids. Gene Ontology annotation, molecular function: Wnt-protein binding. Gene Ontology annotation, biological process: non-canonical Wnt signaling pathway; negative regulation of canonical Wnt signaling pathway; canonical Wnt signaling pathway. NCBI's taxonomy places the organism in Eukaryota, Metazoa, Chordata, Leptocardii, Amphioxiformes, Branchiostomatidae.
CUGAACCUCGCCUAUCGUAUCUCAACACUUACCCAGAGAAGGCACACACGGAAACGGUUGCGUCCACCGCACAUUUCCUUUCCACGCCUUCUUUGAAGAAGAUGUCUACUGUCGGAGUUUGUCCGUGUGUGCGACAACACACAGCGUCUCUCUAGUCGGACAGACAUACAGGCCCAACUUGCGAUUCUGCGAAGGAUUUCAACCACUUUGGAGAAGCCAAACCAGGGGUUAACUCCAUUGUCUAAGUUUGCCCUGUGGCUAACUGGUGGCUAAUUUGAGCCCGGAUUUAUCGUAAUAGACAUUGCCUGUCAUCUCGGUUGAUGAACAGUCCUUGAGUCCUGACAUCCGGACCUUAGGAUGAAGCUGUGUAUAAUAACCGCGGUCAUCACUACUGCUCUAAUAUUAGCAGACGUAACGUCCUGUUACGCUCAAGGAUGCGAAUCUAUCAGGUACAGUCGUUGCAUGGGCCUGUCGUACUCCCAAACAUCCUUCCCGAACCUCGUGCAGUGGCCCAAUCAGGACUAUGCUCUUCUGGCUGCCCCGACAGUGUUCCCAACAUACGACCCUAUCAGUGACUGUCAUCCGGACUUGAAUUUCUUCCUGUGUUCAAUUUUCUUUCCCCAGUGUACGUCAGAAGGACAAAUUUUCCCAUGUCGCUCCUUUUGCAAUGAGAUCAACGCUACAUGCGGGGAACGAGCUCUGGCCGCCGGCGUUCAGUGGGAUGCUUCACUUUGUUCGCAACUCCCUGAGGAUAGCUGUUCCGUACCGAACGAAUGUGAGCCUAUCCAGUACAGCGGUUGCAUGGGCCUUUCAUACUCCCAAACAUCCUUCCCGAACCUCGUGCAGUGGCCCAAUCAGGACUAUGCUCUUCUGGCUGCCCCGACAGUGUUCCCAACAUACGACCCUAUCAGUGACUGUCAUCCGGACUUGAAUUUCUUCCUGUGUUCGAUUUUCUUUCCCCAGUGUACAUCUGAUGGGCAAGUGUGAGUAUCUUGGGGAGCUAUUAAAUAGUCGACUAUAACUGCAUAAGUCAUUGAUCAUCUUUACUCAACAUUAAAGCUAAAGAAAAGGGCAUCGGUUUCAAUUUCAACUUAUCCAAUAUAUCAUGUACCAAGCACAGGAAGA